AGUCAUUCCAAAAUAUUUAUUCAUGUACAAUUUGGCGAUAUAUAUUAAUUCUUGUUAUUUAUUCAUGCAUGUUACACAUUUUUGUUUUAUUCAUACUUCUACGCUAUUCUCUCUCUAUAUUUUGUACACAUAUAAUUAUGUUAUUUCAGAUAAAGGUGUGUUUUUUGAACUUCUAUGAUCGUUGGCAAUUUUGAGACCUAAUCCAAUCAUUUGUUUCUCUUUGUUCCAAGUGGAUAUACAACCUUGUCUAAACGGUAAUAUUUUGCGUUAUUCCAUAGGCUGAUGAGAUCGAUCGACAAUCUAACUAUAGUUUUCACGUAACGCAUUCGUAGACAAGGAUGGAUUGGUUUCGAAAAUUCAAUUGGCGUGUUACCGGAUGCAUUGCCAUGUGGUACACGCUGAAUUGUAUCUAUGUGGUACAGCAAAAGGAAUUCUUGAACGUUUUGCCUUUAGGGGUGACCUUUAGUGCGUGUCUUAUGAUUAUGGGUGCAUUAUCGAGUCUUUUGUAUUGGGCUGUAGGAUACAGGCCACUUCCUAGAUUCAAGAGUUGGAAACGUGCUCUUACGGCCUUGGUUCCAUUGGCUAUAUGUCAUUUAUUGGUUAACUAUGGAGCUGUCAUUUCCAUGGGUCUCGGUGCUGUAUCUUUUACUCAAGCUGUAAAGGCUGGGGAACCAGUACUCACUGCUUUGCUGUCCAUUAUAUUCCUUCGUGAGUUUUUGAACCUUUAUGCUUAUUUAUCUUUGAUUCCCAUUGUUUGUGGAAUUGCUUUAGCUUCAGUAAAAGAGAUUGAUUUUAAAAUUUGGGCCUUUUUAUUUGCGAUGGUUUCCAAUUUAGGUAGUUCUAGCCGUUCGAUUAUCGCAAAGGUUACGAUGAAGAAUAAGGAUGAAAUUGGCGAACAUCUUUCUGCGCCUAACAUUUAUUUGAUAUUAACCGUUAUUUGUGGUAUCAUAUCAGUUCCUAUAGUGUUGUGUACCGAGGCAUAUAAGUGGAAAUCUGUUUGGGAUGAGCACACUGCUAAUUUGACUGGGAGGGACAUAUCAAUUUUGUUAUUGAGGGGUUUUAUUGCUUGUGUAUCGUACUUUGUAUACAAUGACUUCUCCUUCUACUGUCUAGGUCAAUUGAAUCAAGUGGGUCAUUCUGUGGCUAAUACUCUGAAGCGUGUAUUCGUUAUCACCACUUCUAUUAUUGUCUUUAAAAAUCCGGUGACUCCUUUAGGAUACGUUGGGAUGGCAAUGGCAGUUAUUGGUGCUUUGUUCUAUUCCCUAAGCAGCAAAGGAUUUUUCAAUAAAAAAGUCACUAAGGCAGACGAUAAAGAUCUCGAAUUGGGCAAAGAACCAGACCAGGCGACGUUCGGUGAUCCACCAGUGUCGCAAGAAACGUCAAAAACUACUUCCUGAUAGGUUGUUGAACAUAUUUGCAUCACUGACUGAAAUGAUGUCGAUGGAUUGCAAUGAACCUAUAAUACCUUUAAAUUAUAUAUAAUCCC
Babesia bovis T2Bo is the source of this 1486-nucleotide messenger RNA. Its product is annotated as Triose-phosphate Transporter family protein. The record is from RefSeq and is a predicted model, not a curated record. The coding region runs from base 339 to 1397 and encodes 352 amino acids. Gene Ontology annotation, cellular component: Golgi apparatus. The transcript has a single exon. Lineage: Eukaryota; Apicomplexa; Aconoidasida; Piroplasmida; Babesiidae. Gene Ontology annotation, molecular function: antiporter activity.